AUGCCAAUCAAAUGGUUGUUAAGUGAUCAUCUGAUCCGUCGGUCCAUCUGCGUGUCUGUCGUCUUCCGGCAGAGUCCGGCUGCAGGGCUGAUCGUCGCGCCGGCGGAGCGCCUGGCAAUCUGCCCGUCCGACCGGGCCGCCGUCCCCGUUGCCCGCCUCGGCGUCUCUCCCUCGUGCCGCUCGGCCUCGCCAGUCGCGUUGUCAUCGCGUCUCCAUUCUACGCAUUCCUCCGCGACAUGGUCGUGCCAACGAGUCGUCGUGUCAACUGACCCGGCAGUGACCAGGGCCUCCUGCAUCCGUUGCGGUGCCCGUCUUGCCGCGCCGCCAAGGCACGUCAAGCCUCGCCACGUGUGUGCUGCCGCCUCGUGUCUCGCUCUGUCCCUCUGGCCGCCCUUUUUGUCGCCACGACGACACCCCUCGCCGACCCCCUCCUCUGGCCGAAGGUAUGCCUCAGCCACAGCUUCAGCACAAUCAAUCCAACAUGCCUCCUGUCCCCCUUUUGACGCGACGGCUGAUUCACCCUCUUUGCCCCCGUUUCAUUGUGUGACUAUCCAUUCUCUCUUUUCCGGCUUGGCUCACUUCUCGCUCUGUCCGUCCAUCCGCCCAUUUGUCUGUUUGAGUUGUGGACACCAGACUUCCAUUUUCCUCUCGUUCACUCCAUCGGGGAGCAGACCAACCAGCUGGAUUAUUGGCUUUGCCAAGGCGACUGGCCCUCCCGACGAGAGGCCGGUUACUUGUUUGGACAAACAUCUUCGCCACACCCAUCGACUUCAACUCGUGGACGACUGGACGACUGGACGACUGGACGCCAGACAGUCAGACACCAUUCUCGAGCAAACGGUAGCCCAGUCGUCUGAGGCUGUGGGCCCGGCCGACUCGACAUGCUCCGGCCCAACUGACUCGUCUCAAUUGGUCGCCGUGGUGACAGAGUCCAGCUGUAGCGAGGUCGAGUUGCCAGCAGGAGGGCAGGCAGUAGAGAAGGCGACAGACUUUCCGGCCGCGUCGACACGAACUCUUCCCAAGGCGACGACACCGCCGCAGGACUUGUUCGUUUGCCUCGCCGGCCACGUGACCGUGCCAGAGGUGUGCUCCUCCCUUUACUCCACCUCGACGGUCGACAGUCUUCCGGCCUUUGAAAGGGCCUCCUCUGACUUUUCUCGCUGCAGCCCCUUUUCGUACAUAUCAAAUCAGCCCGCCAGCCCUCGUGGCAACGUCUCCACCGGCUCGUAUUUCGCCUCCUCCCAGAGCCCGCCCAACACAUCCUCGUCCGGCCAGGAGCCGCCGGCCUCCUGCCCGUUCCUGUUGUCUUUCGCGCCCCAGCCUCUGCCCAUCGCCAGCCGGCGCGCUCACUUCUCGGCCAGCCUCUCGUGGCGUCGCCGUCGCCGUCGGCAACGCCGCCACUCGACUCCGGCUUCGUCGACUCGCACGCCCUGGCUCCGGCCCUCCGGCUCUUUCGACUCCUCCUCCGGCUCGCCCGUCAGUCGCAGUCUCUCGCAGACCCACGAUCGCAACCGACGAGCCGACGGCUCGACAGCUCGUGCUCGGCGCCCUCUGCCCCCACCCCCUCGACUUCCAUCUUCCUCUCGGACGCCCGGCAACCCGACGUCGACAUCCUCCGGUUGUAGUAGCCCGUCUCCGCCCUCUUCCGUCAAACGGAGCCGACGCGAAAGGGACGCACUGUCAACCAACACCGGUCGACUCGAGCAGGCCGAGCUCGAGACCGUCUCGCUGAGGGGUCAUCGGCGUAAACCGGUCUCGCGGGAAACCAUGAGUGGCCUCUGUGACUGCGCCUCGUCGGUCACGAUGGAGCCGGCUCUGUCGGAAAAUGUACCCGCCGACCAUCCCAUGUCGCCGACGGAGAACGGCACCUCGGCCUGCAAGCCGGUUGAGGCCAGCCCCGGUCCGGGACCUUUGUCCACCGGGGCCUCGGCAACUCAAAGCCUUGGCUCCGACGCCUGCCCCUACCAACCGGUUGACCUGGCCAGUCUGUUGGCAAGUCUGCGUCAUGAGUUGGCCAAUCAGAAACAGCAGAAUGCCUGGCUCGAGGCCGAGUUGGCUCGAGUCAAGACUGUACUUCGCGAACGAGAACGCGAUGUCGACCAACUGCGAUCUGUGCUGGAUCAGAAGGUGCCGACGGCGCCAACACAGACGCCCACAGUCACCGGCAUGCCGGCCGUCACGGAAAUGGAGGGCGAGACUGCGACACUUACGGCUAUGCCAACCACGUCUUCCCUGGCCUCCACCGCCAGUUUCAAUGUUGCCUCGAUGCUACAGCAGUCCGAGACCGGCUUUCUCGUCCCUUCCGUCCCAGUGUUGGGCCCUGGAUUAAUGAAUUUAAGCGCUCAACUGUCACAGACACACUUUUUGCUACCGGAGAAGCCGCAACAACUGCCUCCAGUUGCUAGGAUCAAGAAACAAGGCGUCUCCGGCGAGAGUACAGCCAAGGAUCGGUCGACCGGGCUUGUGCGUCAUGACAAAGAUGAAUGGUGUGUUACA
Messenger RNA from Protopolystoma xenopodis, 2496 nucleotides. The record is from the annotation of a GenBank genome assembly. NCBI's taxonomy places the organism in Eukaryota, Metazoa, Platyhelminthes, Monogenea, Polystomatidea, Polystomatidae.